Molecule: messenger RNA, 1557 nt
Organism: Miscanthus lutarioriparius
Lineage: Eukaryota; Viridiplantae; Streptophyta; Magnoliopsida; Poales; Poaceae
Source: the annotation of a GenBank genome assembly
AUGGGGCCGUCGGCGUGGCGGGAGGGGCGGCGGACGCUGGUGCUGGUGAACCUGGCGUCCAUCAUGGAGCGCGCCGACGAGGCGCUGCUGCCGGCGGUGUACCGGGACGUGGGCGCCGCGCUCCACGCCACGCCCACGGGGCUCGGCGCCCUCACGCUGUACCGCUCCAUCGUGCAGGCCGCCUGCUACCCGGUGGCGGCCUACGCCGCGUCGCGCCACAACCGUGCCCACGUCAUCGCGCUGGGGGCCUUCCUCUGGGCCGCCGCCACCUUCCUCGUCGCCGUCUCCGACACCUUCCUCCAGGUGGCAAUUUCAAGGGGCUUGAAUGGCAUUGGUCUAGCUCUCGUCAUACCAGCAGUCCAGUCGCUGGUCGCUGACUCCACUGACGACGACAACCGCGGCACAGCUUUCGGUUGGCUGCAACUGACCAGCAGCAUAGGCUCCAUAUUUGGGGGAUUCUUUGCCUUGAUGCUGGCUCAGACUACAAUCUUGGGGAUUGAAGGAUGGCGUAUUGCCUUUCAUCUCGUCGCAAUCGUCAGUGUCAUCGUAGGCAUCCUCGUGUGGUUCUUCGCCGUGGAUCCCCAUUUCCCCACAAACAAUGCUGCCUCACAUGCUGCACCAGUCAUCCAAAAGUCUGCACUUGAUGAAGCAAGGGAGCUGAUCAUUGAGGCCAAGUCCAUAAUCCAGAUCCCAACGUUCCAAGUCUUCGUCGCGCAGGGUGUCAGCGGCUCAUUCCCAUGGUCAGCACUGUCAUUCUUGUCCAUGUGGCUUGAGCUCAUCGGGUUCAGCCACGAGGACACCGCCAUUUUCACGACGACCUUUGCUGUCGCAGCCUCCAUUGGUGGCCUUCUUGGUGGCAAGAUGGGGGAUUUCUUUGCGCAACGAUAUCCGAACGCCGGGAGGAUCAUCCUGUCGCAGAUAAGCGCUGGCUCUGCUGUUCCACUGGCUGCCGUUCUUCUGCUGGGCUUGCCUGAUAAUCCAUCCAGAUCCAGUGGUGUAGCCCAUGGACUCGUUCUGUUCAUCAUGGGACUCAUCAUCUCUUGGAAUGGAGCUGCUACAAACUGCCCGAUUUUUGCAGAGAUCGUGCCCGAGAAGCAAAGGACAAGCAUUUAUGCUCUGGACAGGACCUUCGAGUCGAUUGUAGCCUCGUUUGCGCCUCCUGUCGUUGGCUUGUUAUCACAGCACCUCUAUGGUUUCAAACCGGACGUCAAAGGGAGCAGCCCUGAACAAGACCGGGAGAACGCUGCGUCGCUAGCCAAGGCGCUGUACACGGCCAUUUGCAUCCCAAUGGUUAUCUGCAGCUCCAUAUACACGUUCAUGUACCGCACUUACCCUCGAGACAGGGAGCGUGCGCGCAUGCAGUCUAUGAUUCAGUCAGAGCUAGAUCAGAUUGAGCUGGGCGGUUCGAGUUUCGGAUGUGGCGACGACAGGUUUGAGCUCUUUGAAUCGGUGCACCAUGGUGAUAAGCCUGAUGAGGUUGAUGGCAGUUAUGGUGCUGAAGAAUCUGCUGAGGCCGAUGCUGGCACUGAAAAACUAUUAGGAAACCAUGAGUUGUGA